This is a messenger RNA of Aedes albopictus (Asian tiger mosquito), 9371 nucleotides long. RefSeq lists its product as uncharacterized. NCBI's taxonomy places the organism in Eukaryota, Metazoa, Arthropoda, Insecta, Diptera, Culicidae. Bases 7983 to 9182 code for a protein of 399 amino acids. The transcript is spliced from 2 exons. The record is from RefSeq and is a predicted model, not a curated record.
UCGCCAUCGUGUGUCAUCGUCGUCGGGUUCGGAUUGUUUAAUGAGGUUGUUUUUUUUGUUUGUUUGUUUGGAAUAUUACAAACAGGCGUUUUAUAACGGUGAAAAAAUGAUUUGAAAGAAAAGAAUGAUAAAAAUCAAUUAGUACAUCUCCGGCGAGCUUUCGAUGGCUAGCGCUUUUCUAUGGUGGUUCUGGGGGGAUCUGUCCUGACCGAGCAGUAUUUUUUUUCCGGGGAGAACUUGAUUGAAAGUGAACUGUUGUUGUAGAGGGGGACUGUUGUUGAAUGUAUGACGGGCGGUUAGAAGAGCCUAGCAAGAAACUUGUUUGCAAUGGGCGGGGGUUUGAUGUUUUUUUUUGGGGAGUUUGAAAAUGGGUUCGUUGGGAGAAUCCUUUGGAAAGCAAAACUUCGUACGGCAACAGCCGGGAAGAGAUUAAUUCCACAGGGUACACGUGCCAAAUUUUCUUGCGGUUUCGAGUGAAAAAACGAAAAUGAGCGGGCACAGAGACACAUGUAGCGAGACAUGGAACGCAGAGUAUUUAAAGAAAGGUGUUAUUGGAUAUACGAUUCUCGUUCCAGAUGUUCCCGAUUCUGGAGCAACGAAAUUAGUUCGAAGAACAAUUCGCAGAGCACUUGUCGUCUACCUGAAGGAUCUCCUAGCAUACAUAGAGACGAUUGUAGUGAUGAUAUGAACACAGUCGAUUUGGUAAACUAGUUGCGCGUUUAAGAUUCCCGGAUCGUUCUAAAGCUCUACCACGUCCACUGAGUUCAUAUCUCAAUGAACUCAUGAUCCCUAGCUAAGACGCGUGACCUAAGAGACAGAAAAACUGAGCUAGCCCUGUACUUAUCUUACUGGUAAUAAUAAAUGUAGUUGGUUUGGCCGGCGCACUAUUGUAUCUUUCGAUUAUGAUGGUAGUAAUUGCUAGCGGUAGUUAUAUAAUAGUGAUAUGGUAGUAGAACACACUUUUAUAUAGUAUUUAAGUAAUUGUAUACAUUACUUGCUGAGCUUUGAACUGAGGGGUUAACACUAUGUGGAUAAUUAGAAACUGGCUAAUUUAGCAGAAGUUAGAUAUUGUUUUUUGUUGGUUAAUACAUUUUAAACUAUUCAUUAGCUAUGACACCUAAACCGUCUGGACCGUAACAAAACUUCAAACUGCCUACCACUAUUCUUCGGCACUAUUUUAUAUACACACAGUUUAAAGAGAACACUCUAGAAUCUAUCUAAACUCCCUUAAACGCAAUACGUAGGUCAUUUUUGAUAUUUAGAUUUAUACACAAAAACUAGACUAGCCAGAGUAACAAACUCCGAUCGGAAUAAUAACCCGUUCUACCUAAACUACGAUGGAUUUUUUUUUGUUUAAAUUCAAAAGGGUAAUAUCUUAGAACACAACAUAUACAAACUUUUCUAUACACUACAGGCUGAUUUGGGCGCAUAAAUAUCUCCGGGACAUUCUGAUUCUUUUAUUCUACGAACGACAAAUGUUACUCAAUCAUAUCGCUUGGAGUAGACCUUUCCAUCAUAUUCACAGGACUAAGUAGUACACAAGUGGGUUAGUAAAUUGAUGCAAAGGAUUAGUACUGGCAUCGAUUUGUACAGCGUACGAUCUGUGACUUUCCACGGCACGGACAAGUCAACGAUCGCGCGGAGUUAGAUUGGAUUGGUGUUGUGUACGAGCUUGCUUCGUGAUAGACGCGUUUCGGAACUGGGUGGGUAUGCUUUACAUAUUUACAAAGUUAUUGGCGUCGGCGUAGGGAACAGUAGUAGUGGGAGAGAGGGGAGUUUUCGCCCUGACGAAUGGUACUUUAGACGGGGGACGACAAGUGUAGAAACGAUGCUUUAGGUAGAAAAAAAUAUCAUGAUAGAUUCCUUGCGGUUUCAGUUAGCUGUAAUAUUCAUUUGGAAUUUUCUAUGUCCCAUGUCUUCAGGGACAUCCAAACUUAUUUGUGUCAAAUAAAUCAGUAGGGAAGUGUAUAAUUUAUGAUAAUAUUCAAAUGUCUUCAGUAUAUUUUGUGGGUGUUUUGAUGAGUUUAUCUAUUUGUAAAAAACAGAAUCUUACAUGUCGCACAUAAUUUAGCCAUUCCUAGUACCGUAAACCGGGGUCAAAUUGAUCAGCGGAGUGAAAUUGAUCAUUUGCGGACCGAAUUGUAAAUCCAUAUUAGCAACUUCCACACGUCAUUAUGAUCAAAAAAUUCUUACCUCAUCUUGUUCAUAGAUUUCUAGAGAUGAAUAUGGCCUUUUCAUUGUAUAGAAAAAGUUAGGCUUGUAUUACUUUUUGAGGGACUUUAUAUGUGUAUCGUACAUGGUAGUAAACAAUCGGUUGUCACCAGGGCUAUCUGCAAAACUUUUCAUGUUCACAUUUUUGUGGAACCUUGGCUGUGAUGUAAUGUACAUAGCUGUUUUAGAAAUAAAUUAUUUCCAAAAGUUUCAGUUUUUGCUGAAAAAGCGAUUUGAUGUGGUUGAACUCGUUUGAUUCAAUAUAAUAUGCCUUCAGGCGCUUAAUGAUCAAUUUGAAAAUUUAAAUUUGUCAUUUAACAGCCAAAUUUCAUUAGUUGUUAGAGUUUUGGCACGUUAUUUGUGUUCAGUAGAUCAACAUUUAGUGGAGAAGGCAAUUUUCUAUUUUUACCUUUUUUUAGUUGUUGCUGAUCAAUUUCGCCCCCAAGUGGCAUUUUAUUUUUUUUAAAUUUUUGUAGUUAAAAUUAAACUAAGUUUAAAUUAAUUAAGUUUAAAUUUUUAGACCUAAAUUUUGUCACUCAAUUUCAUGGAGAUCCGCCAGGUACUGGUUUUGCAGAUUUUAUUUGCCAAUAUUUGAAAUGCUACAAAAGUGUCUCUGCAAAAGUUGAUUUAAAAUGAUUAAUUUGAUCACAGAUGGCGAAACAUUUUGUAAGCCAUUUCAGAUUAGCUUUUUUACUCCGGCAAUUUGUUUCAAAAUGUUUCUUAUUUUUAUUAAUAUUUUCAAACAGCUACCACAUUAUUAAUGUCCUUUUCUAGACAUAGGUGGUCAUUACUAAUGUUAAAGCUUUUUCGUCGAUCUAGGACAGGGGUUUCUAGAUCGUGAAACGCGGUUCACUUGGAGCACCACGAAGCCUUUCCAAGUGCACCUUUGCUGUCUCGACUCGAAGGAAAACAAAAAUCUCAGAAAUAUCAGAAAUGCCAAAUAUAAUUUCUCAGAACAUAGUACCUACGGCAUACCCAACACCAAAGUUCGAACAACGAGAUGACAAUGAACUCUUGAAAACUUUGGUAACGGAACGGGACGAAUCUCACAAUAAAUUUACUAGGUUUUAACUCAUUUAUUUCAUUAAAACAAUUCUCAGAUCUAGUAAAGAUGUGUAUGAAUUUCACCCAAGAUAUAUCUAGAAAAUUACCUGAACCUGAAGUUUCACCGAACAUCUGUUUAGAAUCAGUGUAGGGUUUGCCUUUGUUUAUUUAGUAGUUUCCCAACAAAUUGUCAUUAAUUUGACAAAAAUUAAUCUGACAGAACAGCAAGUUCGAAAAUUUAGAUAACUAGGUAUAAUUAUCAUGAGAAAUUAAAUGAAAAUAAUAAAAUCUUGAUAAUGUCAAAAUCGGUAUAUGGUUAUUAGCCUCUGCAUGCGGUGAGAUUUUGAAUUUUACUGCGAGCAUUGUGUUCAAAAUUCCUGUGAGAAUGAGCAAGGCAAUACCAAAACAGAGCUCGCAGUAAAAAUCAAAGAACAAAAAAAUUUUGCCAGCAUAUACACUACACAGGCUAAUAUGGCUAUUAGCUAUUACAGUUAAAACAAAUCAAUGACAAGUACACGUAUUUAUCUGGAAUAGCAAAUUCAACGUUUUUGAUAAACUUCAAAUUCAAUCUUCAAUACCCAACUAACAUUUUCAGCGCUAUAAGCUUCAGUCAUUUGCUUUCUGCUGUGUAACCAUCGAGUAAAAGCAGUCAACGCUGAAUAAAAGGAAAGCUAGUCAAAUAUAAAUCGUAAGCUAAUACACGACUGCAAAACAAGCAUCAUACAGCUACCAAACUCGGUUUUCAGAAAUUCAUUGCUUGUCACUGGGGCUGCCUUUACUCCACCGUAUUCCAACUCCGGGAGAUUUCCCGGAAGAUGUGAAAACUUGAACACAUCGAAUAGGACUCCCCACUAACAAAACAGCUGCUACUAUACAGUACAAUUCGUUAUACCGACAAAUUCCCAAACCAGCAGCGCUUUAAAGGCCGUUAUGCGAUUUCAAAACGGCUAGAAGCUGUAAUAAAGAAACUGUUGAUUUACCAACACGGCUUGUCGGAUAUAAACAUUAUUGUCAAAACAAACUUUAAGCGGGAUAUAUAGCUACUACACAAGUUCUUUACAGCUAUCCAUGUAUGUGCUGUGAAAUUAUUUGGGUUGCUUUUAUUGCACUUUAAUUCAAUGCCGGAAGAUUUGCCGGAAAAAUGUGCAAAUCGAGUAAGAGUCCCAGCCACUACAACAGCUGCUUUUAUACAGUACGUUUUGUAAUGUUGCCAAAACACAAAACAGCAGCGCUUCGUAGCCGUUUAAAGAACACUCUUUCAGCUAGAAGCUGUGAAGAAGAAUCUGUUGGCACAACCACACAGCUUGUUCAAUGUAAACAUUAUUGCGUUUGACGUUUCACAAGCUUUUACAGCAAGAUGAAGCUGGGUAAGGUUUCUUGUGGCACAAUUAUGAAGCCUUGUCUGGAGUAAAACAAAACGGGCUAUUUUCUAUGUUAUUUAUAUAUAGCAGUGUGGCAGCGAGGACAUCAUCGGGACCAGUGGAUACGGAGAUAGGGAGUUCGAUUCCAAGUAGCGGCAAGUACUUUAAUUAUUCAAUUUUCAAUCACGGUAUCCAUAACCUAAUUAUAUUUAAUCGUUUAAUUUGGGGAUGCCGUCAAACUAUUAUUUAACAAUUGCGAAAAGGCUGAAAAAGCGCCUUCUCAAGAUGUUAUUCAGUUAGUGGUUACAUAGGAGCCGAGAAAAAAGCUAUGACUAGGUGGCAUAGAAGCUGAUCGCACAGCAUGUACAAGCUGAUUAAGUUCGCCAGAUUCAUUGGUAUAGGGCUUGCAUAGAAGCUUCCGUCCAUAUGUACAACACAGUAACUCAGCAUCAAGCCGUAUUGAGGACGCUUUGUUGACGUUUACAUUCACAAUAAAUGUUAGUUGGGUAACUAACGAUGGGGUGCAUCGUGUAGUAAUUUAUUUCCUAAAAGUGCUGUGCGCGUUGAAAGAUUAAAAAAAUCCUCAUAAUUUCUCAACAUGACUAGAACAAAUCAGAAUUUUGCUUUUACUUCUAUUCCUAUUUGUCCUUUUAUUACCAAAAUAAUUCUUUUGACUUAGCAAGCAAAUGCUGAUAGAAUUUCUAAAUUAGUAUUGUCUUGAUCCUGAAGAAGCUCGUGAACAAUUCCUGUAACACUUUUUACAGGAUAUUAAUGCGAUAUCCUCGGGAAAGUUUUUUCAGAUGAAAUUUAUAAAAGAACCUGUUUGACAUAAAUUCAAAUUUUACAAAAUUUAGAGCCCGAAAGUAACAGGCAAAAAUGUUGGAUGAAUUUGAUUUAAAAUAAACCUAACCAACAUUCUGCAAAGUGUUCCGUUUAAGACUGCAGAUUUUUUUGUCGAACUUAAAGCAAAUUUCAAUAGAAACCAGAAAGUUUUUUUUUUGCAUGAAUGCAUUAUUAACUUUUGUGAAGGAAUUCUAAAUGCAUCUGUACAGAAAUUUGUGCAUAUCAACUUCUGGCGGCGAAUCAGACAAAUUCCGAAAGCGCUCAAGGAAAGUUCGAUUGUUACGAUUUACAGAGCUAAUAACUUUCGACAUUAUAGAGACAAACCAGCCAAUAAAGACAAAUCAAUCAAUCAACUUUCGACAUCACAAUCUUGGGGAUCUAAAACCGUAAUUUUGCGAUUUCUUUCAACGUUUCGACUCCGAUUUGAAUUUUCCUGAUAAGGGGUAGUUCUAGAUAGCGAGAAAUAGAUCUAUAUAAGUUAUCGCAUCAGUUUGCCCCAACUCCGAAGAAGCCAUACUUAGCCAACUAGGAGACAUCCAACAACAACAACAACAACAGUUAGCAACAUCGUUAGCAACUUUGAACGAGGCACACAACGGACGAUAAGCAAGAUCAGCAGUUUCCACGGAAUCCACACCUGUCUUCAACCUUACUGAAACCAGCAUGUCAGCAUCGCGCCACCGGACGACGCGAUCCAAUUACACAUAUGGUAAAUUAGCCAGGGAACCAUUCCUCUUCCUAGGCCUCUGUAAGCUUAAAAUAAUAAAGGACAGUUAGUCUUUAUCCAUUAAUCGACGAGUUCAGUUCUGUUUUGUUUUUUAAAAAAACCCGAUCCUAAAGCCGAACUCAAAGCUGGCGCAGUCUCGACUUGGGGGAUAGCCACCCGUUGUGUUUCAUAGUGAAAUCGUAGUGUGAAAGCAGAUAGGAAACAUUGUGUUCAUCUAGAAGCUGCAACAAGCGAUCAUCACCGGCAGAACCAACGUAGGAAGAGCGCCCCAAGGAACCAGAACGCUCGGUAGGCCCGACCAAAUCAUCUUACCCGCUCUUUGCGUCGCUGGCUGCAUACCAGUCGACUCGAGGACGUCACCAUAGAAGAAGAACAAAAUGACAUCAUUGAGGACACACACCAGCGUGCCCAUAUAGGAGCAGUGGAGAACUACGAAGUCAUUAAGAAAAAGUUUUACUUCCCUAAAAUCAAGGACAAGGUACAACGCUUUAUCAACCUCUGUGAGACGUGCCUUGAGAGUAAGUACGAAAGAAAACCUUACAAACUCAAAUUUGCCGAAACCCCUUUACCAAGAAAACCUCUCGAUAUAAUCCAUAUUGAUAUCUUUAUAUCAAGCCCUAACAUAUUCCUUUCGGCCGUAGAUAAACUUUCAAAAUUUGCAAUGUUAAUACCCAUAAAAUCCAGGUCUAUACCAGACGUGAAACGCGGCCUCGUUAAAUUAAUUUCAACGUAUGGAACUCCUUCUAUGAUAGUAUGGGACAACGAAGCUGCGUUCAAGUCAAUUGAAGUCCGAGGACUUCUCCAAAGGUUAAGAGUGCAGUUGUACUACACCCCAUCGAACCACAGUGAGGUCAAUGGAACGGUAGAACGAUUCCACUCUACCCUUAACGAAAUAUUCAUUUGCAUUAAAAAUAAAUAUGACGAUCUCUCUAAUAAAGAAAUAUAUCGCAUCGCGACUACUUUGUACAACUCUACGAUUCAUAGCGUUACUAAAUUAAAACCAAUUGAAAUUUUCUAUGGCAUAAAAGAAGGAGAAGAGAGACCCUUAAACUUGGAAACCAUACUAGAAAACCGCAAUAGAAUCUUCGACGAAAUUAUAGAAAAACUACAAAAAAACCAACAACAAACAUUAGAAAACAGAAACAAACACAGAGAAGAUGAUCCAAAUUUCAUUAGAAACGAACGAGUCUACAAUAAAAUUCAAGGUAUCAAAAAUAAAAGAAAAGCCAGGUAUAAAAAAGUUGUAAUUAAACAUAAUAGAAGGAAAACUUACGUGGAUCACAGAGAUAUUAAACUGCAUAAAACCAAAUUGAAACGGAAGAGGAAUCCCUUACAUAAUUAAUCAUAUAGUCUCAAACCUCUAUCUAACCUACUAACACCCUGCUAUAUUUGUUAAUUUACAGACCGGAAUAAUCCCCUUACUGAUAUUGACGAUCACCCUUACUCAAGCACAAAAACUAACCAUUAGAAACCUGCACGACGAACCUUUAUUGCUUGUAAAGGAAAGACAUUGUAAAAUUCAAACUGGAACAAUUAAAAUAAUCCACCCGAUAAACCUGUCUUCUAUAGAAGAAACAGCGGAGAUCCUGAUUAAAUCAUCUUACCAUAAUAAUGCCCAAACUACUAAUCCACUAACAAAUAUUUUAAAGUAUAAAGCGAAGAAAUUAUACAGCAACAUAUAUCAACUGAAACCUCAACCACACCACCGAUCAAGGAGGUGGAACACCGUUGGAACUGUGUGGAAAUGGAUCGCGGGAACCCCCGACGCAUCUGAUCUCCAAGCCAUCAAUACUACGAUGAACGACUUGAUUGACCAAAACAACCAACAGAUCAUAGUUAAUCAAAAUCUCAACACUCGGAUUCAGCAACUUACUCACGCUAUACAGGAAGUAACCAAUCAGGCCAACCUAAACGACUUGCUAAUGGACGACAUCGAAACAAUUACAUCCAUCGUAAACGUAGAUAUUCUCAAUCAGCUGCUCGAGGACAUUCAAGACGCAAUUCUGCUCUCAAAAAUGUCUAUUACUUCAAACAAAAUCCUACCUAUUCGAGAAAUUACAACGAUAAGAGAACUUCUUCAAGACCAAGGAAUUAACAUUCACUUACCGGAUGAAGCACUACAAUACGUUACGCCAAAAUUCGCAACGAGUCAUGGAACAUUAUUAUAUUUUAUGCAUGUACCACUGUUAGAGGAGAACACCGCGGAAAUCAUCAGAAUAUACCCAAUCAUCAAUAGUAAUCAAUCAAUCAUCCAAUUCCCAGAAUUCAUAGUCAAAAGUGGUAACCGUAUUUUUGUCACACAAAAUCCGGAAGACUUCGUUCAAAAAUCUUCAUUCUUGACGGAUCUCGGGGACGAAUGUAUCAAACCGUUAAUAACCGGAGUGAAGCCUAAAUGCAACGUUGUAUUCAAUAAUCAAACAAUAAUCAAACUAAUUUCUGACAACACCCUUUUGAUAUCCAAUAUAAGGAAUCAAACAUUAGAAUCAACCUGCGGACCAGAUAAUCGAAGCCUAGAAGGAAAUGUGAUCAUCAAUUUUGAAAACUGCACAAUACAACUCAACAACGACACAUUUAGAAACGAGGAAUAUAUCGGCGAGCCCAAUAUCAUGUAUAACGCAUUCUAUAAUCUCAAACCAAACUGGAAGCUACAGGAAGACAUCGAUUUAGGAAAAAUUCAUCACGACACAAUACAAAACCGACGACACCUCGAACAUGUAUACCUAGAACAAAAUAAUCUCAACUUUAAGUUUUGGAGCCUGUUUGGAGGAUUUUCUUUUACUGGAAUUACAGCAGUGAUUAUCAUCAUGCUAAUCAUAAUCAGAUACGGUGGAAAAGGACCGGGACGUUCCUCACUUAGGGAGGGAGAAGUUAUCGCAUCAGUUUGCCCCAACUCCGAAGAAGCCAUACUUAGCCAACUAGGAGACAUCCAACAACAACAACAACAACAGUUAGCAACAUCGUUAGCAACUUUGAACGAGGCACACAACGGACGAUAAGCAAGAUCAGCAGUUUCCACGGAAUCCACACCUGUCUUCAACCUUACUGAAACCAGCAUGUCAGCAUCGCGCCACCGGACGACGCGAUCCAAUUACACAUAUGGUAAAUUAGCCAGGGAACCAUUCCUCUUCCUAGGCAGGCCUCUGUAAGCUUAAAAUAAUAAAGGACAGUUAGUCUUUAUCCAUUAA